Molecule: messenger RNA, 651 nt
Organism: Penicillium arizonense
Lineage: Eukaryota; Fungi; Ascomycota; Eurotiomycetes; Eurotiales; Aspergillaceae
Exons: 1
Source: RefSeq, a predicted model, not a curated record
CCGGAAGGUUUGUUCUGCCUUUCUACCUCCUACUCUUUACUUGAUUUGGCUAUUUCCCUGAGCAAGAUCCGUCUCACCCUUUUGCAAUCGGUAAACCAGUUCUUUCGGACACAAAUGCCUCCGAAUACUGCCGGGGCCCUGACUGGGAACCGUUUUGUUAUUGUCUUUCUCAGCAUUACCUCACUGGCCAUUGCCAGUCUCAGUUCUGCCACUGCACACUUUUCGACCGUUCUGCGAGACCGCGCAAAAUUCGACCUCGUCACCCCCAGCAACGCUAGUUUGCAUAUUACAUUCGAAAGGCUCAUGGAAAACGUCCGCCAGGACAUGGUGAUUGUGGCCCUCAUCUCAGCCCUGUUUUCCAUUUUCGGGUUUGUCCUUGUGAUUCACCCGAAGUGGCAACAAGAAAACUGCUACCUUCGAAAUUACUACGGCUUAUUCCAACUCUUCGUCGGCUUAACCGUUCUCUCUAUAGGGGCUUAUGUUGCCAGCCGUGUGCGUGGUUUUCAAACUUCUUUUUCAAUCUUUGAGAAUGAGGGCCACUUUGAAUAUUACAAUAUCAUGUAUCAUGGAGCCGUUAGCCAGGCCGCUUUCGGGGUUCUAGUGGCCAUCGUGUCUCCCGUGCGCUUUCUACGUGACCUGCGCAGCCGCUAG